Molecule: messenger RNA, 2841 nt
Organism: Salarias fasciatus (jewelled blenny)
Lineage: Eukaryota; Metazoa; Chordata; Actinopteri; Blenniiformes; Blenniidae
Gene: klc3
Product: kinesin light chain 3
Exons: 14
Coding region: 248-1789 (513 amino acids)
Biological process (GO): microtubule-based movement
Cellular component (GO): kinesin complex; cytoplasm
Molecular function (GO): kinesin binding
Source: RefSeq, a predicted model, not a curated record
GAUGAUGAAGGUGGUGAUGAUGGCUGGAGGAGGCGGCAGGUGAAUCGGAGGGUGUUUUUUCAGCCUCUCACCUGCCUGGACUCACCUGAGAGGAGCGAUGCGGCUCCGCCACUGACCGAGUCUCCUCCUUUCAUGCGAACCGAGCCGCUUCCGGCUGAAAGCGUGAGAAGAGAAGCAGCGGAGCGCGCGACGGGAGCCGGGAGCGAGCAGCUGGACGUCCUGGUGUCUGGACCCUGAAGCCGGGGCCAUGCUGUCGGCGGAGGAGAUCCUGUGCAGCACGCAGCAGGUGAUCGCCGGGCUGGAGGCCCUGCGCGGCGAGAACUGCAGCCUGCUGGAGAGCCUGCAGGAGGCGGUGGACCGCCGGCCGGCGGCGGACAGCGGCAGCGUGGAGCAGGAGAAGAGCGGCAUCAUCCGAGAGUCGCUGGAAAGGAUCGAGCUGGGCCUGAGCGAGGCUCAGGUGAUGAUGGCGCUGUCGGCUCAUCUAGGUUCACUGGAGGCUGAAAAACAAAAGCUGCGAGCUCAGGUGCGGCGUCUCUGUCAGGAGAACCAGUGGCUGCGGGACGAGCUGGCCGGCGCCCAGCAGCGGCUGCAGGACCGGGAGCAGGACGUGGUCACCCUGGAGGAGCAGAACAGGCACCUGCAGUUCAUGUCCUCCAUCCGCAAAUACGACCAGGAGGAGCCGCCGCUGGAUGAUAAAGUUCCUUCCUCCACCAAGGAAUCGCUGGAUGACCUUUUUCCUGCUGACGACGAAGAGCAGUCACAGAUGUCUCAGCCUCACCACAGCAGCGCCGCAGCAGCGGCUCAGCAGGGCGGCUACGAGAUCCCCGCCCGCCUCCGCACGCUCCACAACCUGGUCAUCCAGUACGCGUCGCAGGGCCGCUACGAGGUGGCCGUCCCACUCUGCAAACAGGCUUUGGAGGAUCUGGAGAAGUCUUCAGGCCACACCCACCCCGACGUGGCCACCAUGCUCAACAUCCUGGCGCUGGUGUACAGGGACCAGAACAAAUACAAAGAAGCGGCGAACCUGCUAAACGACGCGCUGGCGAUCAGAGAGAAAACUCUUGGGAUGGACCAUCCAGCUGUGGCAGCAACACUCAACAACCUUGCAGUGCUUUAUGGGAAAAGAGGAAAAUACAAAGAGGCAGAACCACUUUGUAAAAGAGCUCUAGAGAUCAGAGAGAAGGUUCUGGGCACAGACCAUCCAGAUGUGGCCAAGCAGCUGAACAACCUGGCUCUGCUGUGCCAGAAUCAGGGCAAAUACCAGGAGGUGGAGCAGUACUACGAGCGAGCGCUGCACAUCUACCAGAGCAAGCUGGGGCCGGACGACGCCAACGUGGCCAAGACCAAGAACAACCUGGCGUCCUGCUACCUGAAGCAGGGGAAAUACAGACAGGCCGAAGCUCUUUACAAAGAGAUCCUGACCAGAGCGCACGAAAAGGAGUUCGGGUCGGUGGAAGGUGACGGCCGUCCCAGCUGGUCGGGCCCGGAGGACGGCGGCUCGGCGCCGGACGGACUCGGCGGCCUGAAGCGCAGCGGCUCCUUCACCAAACUGCGGGAGUCGAUCCGCCGCAGCAGCGAGAAGCUGGUCCGCAAGCUGAAGGGGGUCGGCGUAGAGGAAGCCGCCCCAAGGAAUGCUGGGAUGAAGAGGGCGAACUCCCUGAACGUUCUGAACGUCGGCGCUCGAGAGAGUCAGGACGGCGCCCAGUCCAGUCACCUGUCGGAGGGCCGAGGUCUGAGCUCCAGCACGCAGAGUCUGACCAGGAGGGGCUCGCUGGGCGGGACCAGCUAACACACACACACACACACACACACACACACACACACACUGAGCCCCCACCGUCAUGGAGGAUCCUCCACUUCCAGGCUCCUCGGGAGACAAACCGGCUCCGAUUUCCUCCGACAGCGAAAGUUUUACAAUAUUUUCCAAGAAAUCAACAUUUUCUGAAUCGUCUGGAUGAAAAAUGUAAAAAUGACACGAUUACCUCCAGUACACCAGCUGUAGGGCGGAUUUACACUCCGACAUUUCAUUCCUCCUCAUCUCAGAUUGACGCAUUCCUGAUUUUAGACGCUCAUUAACUCUUUAACUUUAACCAGACUGUUUAAUUCCACUGAACAUUAAUCCCACUAAUCCUGUCCCUUCGGCUUUGUAAGCUCUUAAACUUCAAUUCUUCUUAAAACUGCAGGUACUCAUGUUUAAAAACACACUAAAGUGAGAAGAAGUGAGAAACGAGGGUUUUUUUCCAGGUCAGAUUUUAGAUGAUGUGCAGAAGCGUUUACAGACAUUCCGCUAAAUCCUGCUGGAGGUUUGGUUUACGCCUCAAACAAGGACCAGACUUUAAAGAUAUUUUAACAUAUUUAUAUGACCUCAAUCAAUCAGGUUUUUUAAGAUUAAAAAUAUCAUAUGAAACACUCAUAUUUUUCUAUUUGAGGAGUGUGAAGUUGAAUUUGGAGUGUGUGGGUCUUGAUAUCCCACAAUCCUCCUCUCCUAAUUAUUUAAACACAUUGUUGAAGAUGUGGAAAUAUUUCCUGGGCUUUAAAGUCACACCUUUAAAACGAUACGUGACGAAGUGGUUUAUUCCAGUCGCAGUGUUUCUUCGGUACUGUAACAGCGUUCUGUUGUCGUACGGUGACCUCUAGUGGUCAGAGAGGGAAAUUACCCCCAAGUCUGAUCGUCAGAGUUCAGAACGAAACAGGAUGAAAUCAGACCGGCAGGUAUUCAGACUCCCGGAGUCGAGCAAUACGCCGACGACGAGUUUCUGUUUUAUCAGAACAUCCAAAGCUGUAAAUGUGCCUGAGUGUUUUAUUAAAAAAAAAUAAAUAAAAAAUCCUUUAAAAGGAAUA